This is a messenger RNA of Aspergillus nomiae NRRL 13137, 2373 nucleotides long. RefSeq names its product putative TBC domain protein. Gene Ontology annotation, biological process: activation of GTPase activity. NCBI's taxonomy places the organism in Eukaryota, Fungi, Ascomycota, Eurotiomycetes, Eurotiales, Aspergillaceae. The transcript has 3 exons. The record is from RefSeq and is a predicted model, not a curated record. The annotation marks the transcript as partial. Gene Ontology annotation, molecular function: GTPase activator activity.
CACCCAGUCAGAACCUGGUAUUCGAUUCCCUAUAUCGGUAACAGUGGAACAUUUUGCUGCUUCUUGUUCAUCCCAAUAAAUCAUUCAAGACAACUUUCUCGGUACGAUAUGACAACCGUUUGCACAACGCCCAAUUCCCCGCCCGAACUUUCCGGUUCCAAGUCUUCCAAGUCGUCCUCCUUCCGCUCCUCCUCUCAACUCGAUGGCCCCGAUGGCGUCUUUACGGAUAUCUCCAACUUCGAAGAUAUUGGCCUUGAAGACGAUGCGGACCUAGCAUAUAACAAUGCUGUCGCCUCGCCCUAUGGCCGACCCGGCCUUUCACGGUCAUCGACGGCACGAAUGCAGUCCAAGGCCUCGGUGAUCACAACGCGCGAAUUGACCACUACAUCGCAACAAACGAAGGGUUUACACAAACCCCCCGCGCAAAUUAACGGAAUGCUCAGUCUGCAGACACGCAGUAUCUCCAGAUCAAAGUCAGGGAAUAAACGUGACCCUGGUAGUGCUAAGUCGCCAUUACAAACACCCAACUCUCAGCGUGCUCGAUCCACAUCGCCCCUCCGACCGACAUCUCGUCUGGGCUCCUCGCCAUCUACUCAUAGUCUGUCCUUGUCGCCAGCCAAUGCUCGGCCUCCUUUGAACCGAAAACACUCAUGGCAGCCAAACCGCAAGACCUUGAAGGAAUUGGAGGAAGAAUAUCAUGAUUCAGAUGAGGAGCUACCGGAAGAUGCAAGUCUGUGGAAUGUGCCGAUAUCCCCUCGACCUCUUGAAGAUCGCCCAGCUUCUCGAAGCACGAGUCCAAACGGUCGUAGUCCGGGACCUCGGCCCCUCCCCUUGUCGCACUCCGUCAAGGAUGCUUCACUGCCGGGUGCAAGAUCGCCAAGUGGAUCUCGACCACGUCGACCUGCUGUGCGAUCCAGUUCUGCAGGUCCCGAACGUGGCCAGAUUUCCCCGCGUAAUCCACGUGUUUAUUCGUACAAUAGCAUGAUGUCUGAUUUGUCGGAAGAAGCAAAGAUCAUCACCGAGGCUCUAGAACACCAUGCCGACGAGCGCGAACAGAAGCGCGGAGAGAAUCUACAAAGCGGCUUGUCGUCUCUGAGGUCAAGUGAGGAGUCUAAGCGGGGGUCUCGAGGCGCCAUUGAGCUACCCCCGUUGCAAAAGUCCAACAUUAUGAUCGAUCCCUUACCUAUCAGCAAAGAGAAAGAGAAGGUUCUCACAAGAACACGGCCCAGCUGGCUCCCUCCUAAAGAUCAGAAGGAAGAAAAGAAGCAUCUGAAAGAGUACAAGAGGAUGAUGGCACAAUCACGGGAAGCAGAUAAGCGUCGUGCAGCGAAGGCUGCCUCGGCCAAGUGCGAGAAGGACAACACCCGAGAAACACUCCAGCGUAUCUGGGAUGAUUAUGUUUAUCCCAAUUGGGAGAAUGCCAUAGGUGAAACCAGAACACGUGAGCUCUGGUGGCGUGGAGUGCCUGCUCGAAGCAGAGGAACAGCCUGGCAGCGCGCCAUCGGCAAUGAGCUGUCUUUGUCCGAGGAAACGUUCAAGAAGGCGUUGCAGCGCGCCAAAGACGUACGGUCAAAGGUCGAUGGCGAUACUGGAGAGAGUAACAAACGAAUGCGAGAGUGGUUUGAGGCAAUUGAAGGCGACGUAUCCACAGCAUUCCCAGAUUUGAAGCUCUUCCAGGAAGGUGGUCCUUUACGGGACACUUUGAUUGACGUGUUGGAGGCAUACUCUAUGUAUCGCAGUGACGUGGGCUAUGUCACUGGUCUCCAUACAAUUGCCGCUCUCCUCGUCCUUCAAUUCCCAACCCCUUCAUCUGCAUUUCUCGCAAUGGCUAAUGCACUUAAUCGAUCUUUGCCUGUUGCUUUCCUCACCCUUGACCGCGGGGCGAUCAGCCGUACAUACACACUAACGACUGCGACACUUCGUUAUAAAUUCCCUCGUCUAGCCUCUCACCUUACUGAGACGCUUCAGCUCUCGGAUGAAGAGAUCUGGGAGCCGAUGUUCCGCUCCCUCCUCACAAAUGGUCUUGACCUUGAGCGUAUCAGCCGCGUCUGGGACUGCUGGGUAUUCGAGGGAGACCGCAUCAUGAUUCGAGCUGCAGUGGCAGUCCUUGGUUGCUUGCAGGCGCAACUGUUUGGAUUUACCAAACCGGAUGACGAGAGUCGUGCUACGGUUAGACAGAUCCUCGGAUGGGGGCCCCGUAGUGCCGGAGCCAAGCCUAAGGAGCGGCAUAGUGCUCCGGUAACAUCUGCAGCGGGCUUCGGUGGCGGUCAAUUCUCCAAUGCCGGCGUUGGUGACUAUUGGAUACUCACAGCCGCGGGCGAUGAAGAUGGAUUUAUGAGUGAGGUUAGGGAAGCUGGCAAGGUGCGGGACUAA